AUGCAGUUCUCGCUCGUUGCUCUCGCGGCCCUCGUGCCCUAUGUGUCCGCUCACUACUUCUUCGACGUCCUGGUCAUCGACGGCCAGGAAACCUCUCCCAACCAGUACAUCCGCUCCAACACCCGUCCGGAAAAGUACAACCCCACCAAAUGGAUCAACACGCGCGACGACAUGACGCCCGACAUGACCGACUUUCGCUGCAACAAGGGGGCCUUUGAGUCCGCCGGGCAGACCGAGACGGCCACCGUCCAGGCGGGCUCCACGCUCGCCAUGAAGCUGGGUGUCCAGGCCACGAUGCAGCACCCGGGCCCCGCCCAGGUCUACAUGUCCAAGGCCCCCUCCACGGCCCAGGAGUACGAGGGUGACGGUGACUGGUUCAUGAUCUUCCAGGAGGGCGUCUGCAACCCGGACGCCGACUUCACCAAGGACGCCUGGUGCACGUGGGACAAGGACCGUAUCGAGUUCACCAUUCCCUCGGACCUGCCCGAUGGCGAGUACCUGAUCCGCGCCGAGCACAUUGGUCUCCACGGUGCGCACGUUGGCGAGGCCGAGUUCUACUAUGCCAGCUGCGCGCAAGUUUCGGUGACGGGUGGCGGGGAUGGUGUCCCUGGCCCCACGAUCCAAUUCCCUGGGGGCUACAAGCAGGAUGAUGAGUCUUUCAACUUCAGCCUCUGGAGCGGCUACCGGGAGUACCCUCUACCGGGUCCCGGUGUCUGGACCGAGGGCGACAGCGCCUUCUCAAACCCUUCCUACGACACCUGUCGAAGAGCCAGUCGAAGAGCCCACCGCAGUGUCUACCACAGAACCUACCACGGCUCCUACCGCAGCUCCUACCGCAGAGCCCGACAACGAGCAAGGUAA
Messenger RNA from Emericellopsis atlantica, 861 nucleotides. Its product is annotated as glycosyl hydrolase family 61-domain-containing protein. Lineage: Eukaryota; Fungi; Ascomycota; Sordariomycetes; Hypocreales; Bionectriaceae. The record is from RefSeq and is a predicted model, not a curated record. The transcript has 3 exons. Bases 1 to 861 code for a protein of 286 amino acids.